ACGAUUGGCGCAUAUUGUUUCCUGAUAGCAGAGGGCUGCUUGAUUUGUAGUCGUUGCUGGGGAAUUCAGUGACGGUGAGUGACUCGCGUGAAGGUAACCUCACCCUCAUCACUGUUUAGCUUACCAGCAGGUAGCGCUGCCUCACGCACACCGAUCCAAAGAGGGAAAAAAAGUUUGAGUGUUGCUCUGAGAUUUAACGCUUGCGCAGAACAGGUUGCUUGGCCAGUUCCUCUGGUUGACUUACCUGAGAGGUACAUCAGUUUCGGUCAAUAACAGAAGGGAACUAACGCGCCAUCAUUUUAGCCGAAUCUGGACUCCGGUGAGCGCGAGGGGAAGUUCAUUUAAAGCGCAAUUACUUUUUAUUGAAACAAACAUCAAACGAGCGAAAGGAUCGGAGUAUCUUCCCGUGGCUUUUGGCAGGUGCGCUCGUGUUUUCUCGUCCGUACGCCACGAGGAACGGAGCUCGUGACAGGUCGCCGUAUCCCGACUUGUCCCCUCUGCAUUGCACGCCUCAGUCCGGUAGACGCCGCCUUUCUUCAUCGCGGAAAGCAUUGGAAACAGCUGGAUGCCUUCCUCUUGAGCAGUCCGGUAUCGGUGCCGUUUUCCAGGGUUGAUUAAAGCGCUGUCUCGCGGGGGAAAGAUGAUGGGCUUUCUGCGCAGGACGUUUAGCCGUCGGUCAAAGCGACGCUUUCGGACAUCAGACGAGCUGGACGGAACUGGCAGAGGCGGAAACGCGGUGCUGCAGGCUCACCAGCAGCAGGUGAUUCACGCGCCGACCGUAGUGACCGGGGGAGCCGUAGUCCACAUCCCCGCUGCGGGCAACAGCAAAGACGCCAUCACAUGCAGAGUCCUGUUGCUGGACGGAUCAGAUGUCAGUGUGGAGUUACCGAAACAUUCCAAAGGACAGGAUCUGUUUGAUCAGAUUAUGUAUCAUUUGGAUCUGGUGGAGGCUGAUUACUUCGGUCUGCAGUUCAUGGACCAAGAGCAGGUUGCGCACUGGCUGGAUGCAGCCAAACCCAUAAAGAAGCAGAUUAGAUAUGGACCUCCGUACAGAUUGUUUUUCAGGGUUAAAUUCUAUUCUUCAGAGCCCAAUAACCUUCAUGAAGAGUUCACCAGGUAUCUCUUCGUACUGCAGCUUAGACAAGACAUACUGUCCGGCAAGUUAAAAUGUCCGUAUGAUGUGUACGUGGAGCUCGGGGCUUAUUGCUUACAGAGUGAACUUGGGGAUUGUGAUCCAUUAGAACACUCUAUUGUGUUGGUAUCAGAGUUUCGCUUUUCACCCAAACAGACGGAGAUUAUGGAGGCUGAUAUCUACCGCAAAUGGGCUGAGUGCAGGGGAAUGAGUCCUUCUCAAGCUGAGCUAAAUUUUCUGAAUAAGUGCAAGUGGCUGGAGAUGUAUGGAGUGGACAUGCACUUUGUGAAGGGACGAGAUGGAGGAGAAUAUGCUCUGGGACUCACACCAACUGGAAUCCUUGUUUUCGAAGGAUCUAGCAAAAUUGGCCUCUUUUUUUGGCCUAAAAUAACCCGUCUUGACUUCAAGAAGAACAGACUGACAUUAGUAGUGGUGGAGGAUGAUGAGCAGGGCCGAGAGCAGGAGCACACGUUUGUGUUUCAGCUGUCGAGUUCACAGGAGUGUAAGCACUUAUGGAAGUGUGCAGUCGAGAGCCACGCCUUCUUCCGGCUCAGACAGCCAACCCACAACAAGAGCAGCCGCAGCGACUUCACACGCCUCGGCUCGCGGUUCAGAUUCAGUGGAAGGACCGAAUAUCAGGCCACACACAGUGGUAAAGUCAGGAGAGCAAGCACUUUUGAAAGAAGACCAAGUAAAAGAUACCCCUCACGAGCCCAGUCUAUGGCCAAGGCCAUGACUCCAGCAAAACAUCCCCAUCUAAGUGCACAGACCAGCCCUGAGCCAAGCUUAAAACCGGGGUUCCAUAGAAAACCCCAGAACCUUUAUAAGCACAACAUUCCAAUUGCACAGGAACCCUGGCAAAGAUCACACGCGUCUAGUCUGACCCCUCCACUAUACGUACAGCCCAUGGAACUGGGACACGCUCCACCACCACACAGUUUCCCUUUGAGCACUGCAGACACCCGGAGGUUUAGUGUGGAAGAGAACGAAGCUCCUCAUUCUGGAAAGAUCCAUCGCUGCUACCAUCACCUCGGAUAUGAAAAACAGGAAGCGCUGUGCCUCACGACAGCUAAACCUAAAGCUUGGGUUGUGUCUCCUGGACUCUCGGAUGAGUUGGAUCGAGCUCUGCAGAACCAGCUAGAAGCAGAACCUGCAGCCUGGCCGGCCCUGCACAUCAACAUAGACAUGGCAGAGGAAAAACCACUUUCCGAGAAAAGUCUUCCUUCCUCCCCUGCAGUUUUACAGGAACAACUAAAGAGCAACAUCUCUAAACGAGCCACCCAAAGUGAUAGUGGAACCUCGAAAGGGAACUCUUCAAGUGGAGACCAAACUGACAGAUAUCCCAGCUCCUCACAGGAUUCAGGCUCAAGCAGUCUGAACAUAGAGAAGCCAAGAGUGGACCGGCGCAAACGCCUGGUCAGACAGUUCAGCUUUAACCAUAGUGAUGAAGAUGACCUCCCUGAGGCACUUGCAGCCAUCUCCUCCCAGUGCAAUAUGGUAAAAUCCUCAUCAAACAGCUCCUUGGACAAACAGGUCCAGCCACCCAUAUAUCCACCGCAGAAGGAUACUCCACGUUUGGAGCAUGACAGCUCCCCGCUGUUCUUUCCAAGUCCAGUACCUCACCUGCUACCAUAUGCGGCACAUACAGAAAGCUCUGAAGACCUGCGGAUGGAGAGAGAGAAACUGCUGAGGGCCCUAUUAAUGACUGAGCUUUGAGACAACACACUCAUUUGCUUACAGACAACAAAAACUACACAGAAAGAUGAGCCCUUAACUCAAUGCACUAAUGUAUUUCACUGUUACACAGCAUAUGGACCUGAACAAACCUCUAUGCUAUAAGCAUUUUGCUAAUACCACACAGCAGUGUUUAAAGAAGUAACAAAAACAUUUGUUUGCUUGUUCUGUUCAUAGCAUGGCAUCGGCAUUGGCGCUGUAAAAACUGACAUAAUGACUCUUUAACUUUUAAUAAUUCUUAUCACUUAUUUUUCUCAAUGUUUUAUAAUCUGUCAAUGGUUUUUUGAAGGGCAGAGUUUAUUUAAACGCCUCAGGCUCCGCUUAAAGCUGUCAGUGUUUAGGCCUACUGUAUUUGGCUAUGUUCGGAAUAGCAUACUACUGUACUACACAUACUUUUUUUCUGUAGUAUGCAGUAUGUAUACUGUGCACAAUAUGCAAAAUACCUGGAUGAUCUUCUACAUAGUGUACAACAGAGCACAGUGCCUGGGUCACUAUAUCCCAUAAUGCAAUGCAUUCAAACGUGACUUGUGAACUUGAAUAUCAGCUGUAACUUUUAACAUCUGUUUUAAAUCAUUAUUUUACUUGACCAGCCCCAAAGACAUUUUACUUAUAAUUUUAAAUACAUUUUUACAUACAAAAUUUUAAAAUUGGAUUAAAAUAACCUUUUAUUUCUGAUAUAAUUAGUGCCACUUAACCUGAAAGCAUAAUGAGGUCAUGUAACUAUUUAGCAUACUACGGUUUAAAACGUGCCCUUAUAUAUUGUACUGCAUCAGAUACUAUUUUCAGACGGUGUAUAUAUAGUGUGUACUGCGCAACAUGCAGUUAGUAUGCUAGUUAGUAUUCUAUUCUGAACAUGUGCUUAAAUGUCAUGCAAAGUUAAAGGUUUCUAAUAUAUAUUUUGUGAAAAAUUGUAUUGCUAUAUCACUAAUAUACAUUUCAUAUGAAACUGCAGUUUUAUACAAUAACCUCCUUUCUCUCUUGUAAUAUAAAAACAAGGAAGAUAUUUCCGGAAGUACAUUGACGAGAUCAAGCUUUGAUGAUCACAUUGCCCACUAGAGGGCGUUAAAUACGCAUUUCAUGUUUGCCUUUGAGAAGUAGAUCAGGAGAAACAAAAUGAAAUGU
Messenger RNA from Megalobrama amblycephala (Wuchang bream), 3988 nucleotides. It is a transcript of the gene epb41l4b, whose product is annotated as erythrocyte membrane protein band 4.1 like 4B. The coding region runs from base 641 to 2848 and encodes 735 amino acids. Gene Ontology annotation, molecular function: cytoskeletal protein binding. Gene Ontology annotation, cellular component: cytoskeleton. NCBI's taxonomy places the organism in Eukaryota, Metazoa, Chordata, Actinopteri, Cypriniformes, Xenocyprididae. The record is from RefSeq and is a predicted model, not a curated record. The transcript has 24 exons.